AUAUCGAGACCCGGCUUCGCGGCAGGUUCAUUAGGUAGCCAUCGGUCGAUCGGUCAGUACUUGCGUGCUUGAUUGUUCACUUCAUUCAUGCACGCGGCAGCGCCAACGACAGCGACGAUGCCGGCCGUGACCCACGACGACCUGUCCCUCCGCAAGGCGCAGGAGCGCCGCGCGGCGCGGUCCAGCGGCCAGGUCGCUGUCACCCUCGUCGCGCUCUCCGUGCUCUGCGGCCUCGUCGCGUUCAUCCUCUGCCUCGCCGCCGAGGGAUCGCGCUCCGAGGCACGUGGUGUCUACCUGCAGGUGUCGUACUACCUGAUGAGCGUAGGCGGCAACCAAGACCAGGUGGACGUCUGCUUCUACAACAGCAGCGGCCGCGCGCCGCUCGCCUACGCCAUCGGCGCAUUCCUCCUGCUCGCCGUCGCAAUGUUCGCCGAGCACGCCUACAUGCUGGUCGCCGUCGCGGCCCCCGAGUCCGCAUCCGUCGGCCUCGCCGUCGCCGAGGACCACCCGCGGGUGGCAUCCACCGCAGCCACGCUCACCUGGCAAACCUGCUGCCUCUUCUUCCUCACAUGGAUUUGCUUCGGGCUCGCCGAGGUGCUGCUCAUGAUCGGGAUCGGGGUGGAGUCCGGGCACGUCAGCGACUGGCGGAGGCCGCGGCCCUUGUGCCACCGGGUGCGGCCAGGGAUAUUCGCGGCGGCGGGGAUCCUGGGGCUCAUCACCGUCGUUGUCGGCUUCGUCGUGUACGUCACUGCCGUGCAGGCGCAGCGGCUGCGGGGUCAGUACCACGGCGGCGGACACUUCGUCGGCUACGGCGCCCCGCAGCAGCACCUGCAGCCGCCGGUGCCGCACCCGCAUCCUCAUCCGGUGCCGUCCGCACCAGGCGCGCCGGAGAUUACGACGGCCGCGUGCCAGGUGCAGCCCAGCCGUGCGUCGCUACUCAUCACCAAGGAGCCCACCGACGAGUAACUGACACGCUUGGGAGAUAAAUCAUGAAACGGGGAGCAGGAAGAAGAGCACCCCACGACGGCUACAUUCUUUGCGUUCUUACUAAGUUCUCUUUUUUCCUUUGUAUAAUAAGAAUAUAAGCACCGAGAUUAUUUGUUCGUAAACGUCAACCAAAUCUUUGUGAAGUGGAAGAGGUGUACAUUGACACGUACGGGGGACUUCGUAUACACCUCUAUGUUACCAAGAUUAAACAUGAAAGUCGUGAUUUCCUACUAUUUACAUCAUCAGCUUAACCGU
This is a messenger RNA of Phragmites australis (common reed), 1242 nucleotides long. RefSeq lists its product as uncharacterized. Lineage: Eukaryota; Viridiplantae; Streptophyta; Magnoliopsida; Poales; Poaceae. Bases 88 to 966 code for a protein of 292 amino acids. The record is from RefSeq and is a predicted model, not a curated record. The transcript is spliced from 3 exons.